AUGCCGGAUCCAACCCCGAGUCUUCCCAUCAUCAUUAUGGGCGCUGGCAUGGUUGGUCUGACCAUUGCACAAGCUUUUCGGAAAGCAAAUAUACCUUUUGAAAUUUACGAACGCGAUUCUUCCUACAACACGGAGAAGGGCAGGGGAUGGGCCCUGACUGUCCACUGGGCUCUUGGAGCUCUCGAGGCAUGCCUUCACGCAGAAAUCUUCAAUCGACUGGAGACUAUUCAGGUUGACCCAACCUUGGAUGACAGCCGCCGAUUCUGCUUCAUCGAUCUGGCCACUGGGGUCCCGAAAUACGUUAUUCCCCCAACAAAGCGGCAUCGUGUGAAUCGUCGAUUGCUUGGCCACUUAAUCGGAGAGGGUAUUGACAUACGUUACAACAAAACUCUGUCGGACUUUUGCAUUGACGGAAAUGAAGUCAACGUUUCUUUUACUGACGGAGCAUUCACAAAAGGGUGUCUGCUUAUCGGAGCCGAGGGCCGGAACAGCAAAACCCGCCGCCUUCUUCUCGGCGAGAAGCUUGGUGGCUUGAACCCACUUCCGGUUUCCAGUAUAGGCACCACAAUCCUAAUGACGCCUGAUGAGUUCGCCUCAAUCAGCACUAUUGAUCCCCUUCUCUUCCAGGGAGCCCACCCCGAGACAGGCGUGUAUAUGUGGUUUUCGCUGGUCUCUAGUCCAACUAUCAAUGGAAGCUUGGGAGCAGAGAAACCAUAUUACGAAGGUCAACUGAUCCAGUCAUGGCUGUACAAGAGUGAAAGCGACACUGUUCCGGAAACCGACAUAGAGCGGCUCGCGAUCUUCAAACGCAAUGCAGAGAGCUUUGAGCCUCGUUUGCGAAGUGCGAUUCUGUCGCUUCCAGAUGACACCAAGGUGCUGCAAAUCAAACUGGCUGAUUGGUUACCAAUACCCUGGGACAACCACAAUGGCCAUGUCACGGUUGCCGGUGACGGUGCUCAUGCAAUGACAUCCUACCGCGGAGAGGCCUUCAAUCAUGGUGUCGCUGAUGCUGCUAUACUAAGCAGAAAUCUUAUAUCUGCUUGGCAUUCCUCGGAUCCGGAGAAUAUCAUGCAAAGAGCAGUCAACAGAUAUGAGGAGGAAAUGCGCGACCGAACAUACGAUGCCGUGUUACUCAGUACGCAGGCUUGUUUAGAAGCACAUGAUUUACAUUUUUUGCGGCCAGAUAGCCCCUGUGUGAGUAAGCGGGCACAGAUUGCCACUGAAGCUAGGGAUGCAAGGGCGCAUGCACGGCGAGAAAUGGAUUGA
Messenger RNA from Penicillium brevicompactum, 1266 nucleotides. RefSeq names its product FAD-dependent oxidoreductase. The record is from RefSeq and is a predicted model, not a curated record. The transcript has a single exon. Gene Ontology annotation, molecular function: FAD binding. Lineage: Eukaryota; Fungi; Ascomycota; Eurotiomycetes; Eurotiales; Aspergillaceae. Bases 1 to 1266 code for a protein of 421 amino acids.